UGUAAAUGUAUAUAAUCCACUUUGUUCAAAGCCAAAUGUAUCUCCUAAAAAAAAAUCCUAUAAAUUUGCCAUAAUAACUAAAAGCUAUUGUGUGUGUAAAUUGUAGUACUAAACUAUGGAUGAUUUCAUACCAAGUGUAAAUAAGGGUUGGGUUUAUAGUGAAUAUGGGAAAUCUUGCCAUGUGUUAAAGCUUGAUUCAAACGUAGGUGUUCCUGAAGUGAGAGAAGACCAAGUUCUAAUCAAAGUGGUUGCUGCUUCUAUUAAUCCAGUUGAUUAUCAAAGGAUGCUUGGCUUUUUCAAAACCAUUGAUUCUCCACCACCAACAGUUGUAGGGUAUGAUGUGGCUGGUGUUGUGGUAAAGGUUAGAAGCCAAGUAAAGAAGUUAAAGGUUGGAGAUGAAGUGUAUGGUGAUAUAAACGAAAUGUCUAUUGACAAACCAAAGAAUUUUGGUACUUUGGCAGAGUACACUGCUGCAGAGGAGAAACUUUUGGCUUUAAAACCAAAGAAUCUGAGUUUUGUUGAAGCUGCAAGUCUUCCAGUAGCUAUUGAAACUGCCUAUGAAGGCCUCAAAAGGGCUGAUUUUUCUGCUGGUAAAUCUAUUCUUAUACUAGGAGGCUCUGGUGGAGUUGGAACACAAAUCAUUCAACUAGCAAAACAUGUUUUCGGGACGUCGAAAGUGGCUGCAACAGCAAGCACAGCCAAGCUUGAGUUGUUGAAAAGGUUGGGAGCUGAUUGGAGUAUUGAUUACACAAAGGAGAAUGUUGAGGAAAUUCAAGAGAAAUUUGAUGUAGUGUAUGAUACAGUUGGACAAGUUGAACAAGGUUUAAAAGUAGUGAAAGAAGGUGGGAAGAUUGUGUCAAUAUCUAAGCCAGCAGUUGGAGCAAUAUUUUAUGGUUUGAGUUCAAGUGGUAUUACUUUGGAGAAAUUGGAACCUUACUUGGAGAAUGGUAAGGUUAAGGCAGUGAUUGAUCCCAAAGGCUUAUUCCCUUUUGCCAAUACUAUGGAGGCUUUUGCUUAUCUUGAGACUUCUAGAGCCACUGGAAAAGUUGUCAUUUAUCCCAUUCCAUGAAUGAUUGGGUCUUUUUUGGCUUUAAAGUCUAUAUUUAGUGUGCUGUUACUCGUUACUGUUUUAUCUGAAUAAAAACAACUAAUGAUCAUGUUGUAAAUUGUAAUUGUGUGUUUUUAAUGGGGUUUUAGUUGUCUAUUGUAUUGUGAUCAAUAAAAGUUUUGUUAUUUGGUGUGAGAAGUUUAUUGUUGAUUGUUUUCUCUGCAUUAUUAAUUAAUUAAUAAAGGAUCCAAGUGUAUGAGAGAGGAGUGUUUUGGUAUCUCUAAAAUACUUUGGAUUGGAAUUGCUAGGAAUACAAGAAGAUUAUAUUUAUUUUGAGAGAAGCUAGAGUCCAUUUUUGAAGUUAUUUUUUAAAAUUGGAAUUAUUUACUUAUUUCUUAAUUUAUAUAUAAUUUUAUUUUAAUAAUAUCAAACACUUUAAAAGUGCUUCGAGAAAGGAUCUUAAGAAUGGUACACCAAUAUUCUAUUAAAUUUGUGUAUUUUUCUAAUUUGUAAUUUUUAUUAUAAGCUUAAUUUUAUCACAUUAAUUAACCUAACCAUUGAUCGGUGUAUCUUAGCAACACAAAUUAAUCCUCCAUUAACAAUAGUAUGUCUUUUUUGAAAACUCAUGAAUUUAUAAAAUAUUAAUUGAUAUAUAUUUAUAUAUAUAU
Molecule: messenger RNA, 1716 nt
Organism: Cannabis sativa
Lineage: Eukaryota; Viridiplantae; Streptophyta; Magnoliopsida; Rosales; Cannabaceae
Product: 2-methylene-furan-3-one reductase-like
Exons: 4
Coding region: 116-1069 (317 amino acids)
Molecular function (GO): oxidoreductase activity, acting on the CH-CH group of donors, NAD or NADP as acceptor; zinc ion binding
Source: RefSeq, a predicted model, not a curated record